Molecule: messenger RNA, 1758 nt
Organism: Dictyostelium purpureum
Lineage: Eukaryota; Evosea; Eumycetozoa; Dictyosteliales; Dictyosteliaceae
Exons: 2
Coding region: 1-1758 (585 amino acids)
Source: RefSeq, a predicted model, not a curated record
AUGAAUGAAGGUGAAAUAGUAGAAAGUAGGAAUGUCAAAAAAGUCAAAACCCAACAACCACAAGAUUUAUUUUUAAAGGUGUGGAGAAACAAGUUCCUCAAUUCUAAAAUAAUUCAAUUCUUGAGAUUAUUAAAAGAUUUUUCAGGUUUUAAUUUUCUAUUAAACAAAAUAGGUGACCACCCUUAUAAAGAAUAUAUUACGAAAAUAUACUACGACAUAGAUGAACCAUUAUUACAUCAGAUUCCUUCAAGUUGCACAUCGUUAAGACUCGGUUUUAAUUUUAAUCAAGAUAUCAGCUGUUUAAAGUCAUUAUCUUUUUUAAGAUAUCUAUCAAUUGAAAAUUCAAAAUACGAUAAACCAAUUGCGCAAGGAGCCUUACCAGAAUCAAUUACUGAUUUAGAAAUUCAUGGUUCUAAAACUGCGUUAUCUGACAUAUAUAUACCAAAAUCAGUUACAAAACUAUCACUAGAAUUCUAUGAUAAACCACUCAAUGAAGGUGAUAUACCAGACCAUAUACAAAUAUUAUUUCUCAGAAAGUUUAAUCAACCCUUAACUGAAAAAUCACUUCCAUCAUCAUUAAAAUCAAUCGAUUUUGGCUUUUGCUUCGACCAACCACUAUCAACACCAUUACCAAAUGGUCUUUUAUAUCUUACAUUAAGUUCAAGUUUUAACCAACUUAUCUCAAAAGGUAUUUUGCCAUCGACAUUAACACAUCUUAAUAUUGGUGAAAUGUUUAACCAAUAUUUAUUGCCAGGUGUAAUUCCCUCGAGUGUUACCUAUUUACGUUUUAAAAUGGGUCAUUUUAAUAAACCUUUUUCCGUUGGUUCAAUUCCAAACUCUGUUAAAUUUCUUGAUCUAGGUUAUAGCUACAACCAUCCUUUAACUAAAAAUAUAAUCCCAGACUCAGUGGAAACGUUACUAUUAAGCAAUAAAUUUAACUGUUCUCUAUCCAAAAACUCCAUUCCCCCAAGUUGCACAGAAUUAAUAUUCUCAAACGACUUUAACAAUCCCAUUGGUGUUGGUGUUCUACCAGAUAGCAUAAAACACUUAGAGUUUAAGGGAGAUUUUAACCAAAAUGUCCCACCAGGAUCAAUCCCAGACUCAGUUACUACUUUAAUAUUUGGUUUUGGAUUUAACCAACCUCUUAAAAAAAACUCCAUACCAAACUCUGUAAAAGAACUAUCACUUGCAACCAAUUAUAAACAGUCUUUAGCUCCAGGCUUAAUACCAGAUUCAGUCACAGACUUAACCCUAUCUUAUUGUUACUGCUUACCAUUCGUACCCAAUUCAGUACCACCAUCCAUUAAAACCCUAACCUUCUCACAUAAUUUCCACAAUCAAAUUAAACCUCUUUCAAUUCCGGAAUCAGUCAAAGUAUUAAAUGUAGGUGGAUUUAAUGGCCCAUUAGUAGAAGAUAUUUUCCCAUCAUCAAUUGAACAUUUGUCAUUUGGUAGCUAUUUUAACAAUUCACUAACACCUGGAGUUAUUAAAAGUGCUACAUAUUUAUCAUUUGGUAUGUCAUUCAACCAACCUCUACUUAAAGGUUCUAUUCCAGAUACAUGCAAAGUUUUAGACCUAUCCAAAUCGAAAUUUAAUCAUCCAAUAGAAAACGAUAUAUUACCCAAUUCUCUUACAUCAUUAUCAUUUGGUAGAAAUUUCUACCAAACAACUUUGACAAAAUCCUCAAUUCCAUCCUCUGUUACUCAUUUAACAUUUGAAAAUGAAAAAAUGAGGAAAUUUUACGAAUCAUUAGAUUAA